Opisthorchis viverrini is the source of this 2316-nucleotide messenger RNA. RefSeq lists its product as hypothetical. Gene Ontology annotation, cellular component: membrane. The annotation marks the transcript as partial. Lineage: Eukaryota; Metazoa; Platyhelminthes; Trematoda; Opisthorchiida; Opisthorchiidae. The transcript has 6 exons. The record is from RefSeq and is a predicted model, not a curated record.
CGCAGGCAAACCGACACUCAGAUCAUAUCGAUCCAUUCAAACGUGUGAAUGUUGGGUUCACGUGCCCUACCAAUAUCUGAUCUACAUAGUCUACAUAUGCGGUUCCAUCUACUCCCCUCACCCGAUGCAAUCAUAUGGUGCUGAGCAUGGCCAAUUGAAGCACGUAGCUUACCCCACUGACGUGGACUUAGAAACCCUGAACGAUGUUUCACGUAUAAAAGAUUAUGUGGUCCCAGCGUCACCUCAUCUUAACCAACCUCAAAAAAGACAUCGGUCCCACAGUGGUCGAAGACGAAGUAGCCACCAUAGAACUACUGAACGUGUUGUUCCACAGAAUACUGUAGAUGACCAUGCACCACGGUCAGGCAGAACUCGUGAAGGCAGUAGAGAUAGGUCGAAACACAACGCUGCUGGGAGACGGAGACAAAGAACCGCCACGGGUGAACCCGGACGAAAAAAGGGGAGAAGGAAAAGUACGAUGAGUGCUCGGCGUGAGAAAGAACUAGUAGACCAAUAUCUGCAUAGCCAAGCGACCAAUGACAAUAGCUCACUCAGAGAAUAUAACAAGCCUGGAACACAAAAAAAGAACGAAAAAUCGGAGUACAAUACUUAUGUGGAUGUGACACCGUCAAAAAGCUCACAAGAAAAUGUGGGGCUCACUGAGAAUUCACAGAAGACGUUUAGUGUCAAAGAGCUGGCGGACUAUAUCAUUCCUGAAAAGGUCCCACUUAGAGAGGGUACCUACAAUCUCAUUCGGUUUCCACUUCGUGUAAUGGCAAUAAUGGUGGAGUUACAAUUGUUCUGGUGGUUUAUACAAUUUUUCAUAUUCAUCUGGAUAACAACUCUGGUGGAUUGGAAAUUACGUGUCCGGUCUCCGAUUUCCGAAUUUCCCAACUACAGUGCACCACGAAUGCCCAUUCUACCUGGUCAGGAACAAAUGCGCAACCGACUUCUCGGCGUGUGGUUAACCCUGGGUUUUGUGUAUCUUCCGUCCACUAUAAUUCAUUUGUCCAAAUUUUUCGACGAUACUCCACAUAAGCAAAAAAGACGGCGUUUGAGCAGAAUUCCUUCCCCGAUAGCCUGGUACGAGAAGGACCGUUACAAACAACUGGUUGAGAUAAAGCAGCGACAGCCUCGAGCUAUGUGGAUGUUAAUACUGACGUGUGGGCUUCUGCUGUAUUACAUCUACGUGUUUUUCAGUGACACCUUUUACCCGACUCAGGAGACCUAUUGGGAGAACACUAUCAAUAAAUGGUUGUAUGAACUGCAGCGUUACUACUUCCUGCAAUUCCAACAGCUUGCUCAAUUCAUUCGCCCGGAGUCGCGAAUCCCGUCGCAUCACACCCCAGAUGACGGAUCGGGUACGUAUCUGAGCCUCGAUCUGAUUCACAGAAUGUUCGAGUGCUGUGGGCGCAAGACAGGAUACGAAGACUGGAACUCUCCUCAUAUAUACCGACCAAAAAAUCACACCUAUAGGAAGGCCAUGGGGAUUCCUGUACUCUACGAACGCGCUCAUUACUUGAUGCCCACCCUGACCAACGACAGCGUCCCAUUUAGUUGCUGCAAUUCUGUUCACACCAAAGAUGCUCUGAAAUUUGUCCCUUGUGACCAUAUUCUCGUGAGCAAUCCCAGUGAUUUAUACAAUCGGGGUUGCGUAAAGCCGUUGAGUCGGUUUAUUCGCAUUCACUGGAUGGGGUUACAUCUACUUCCGUUGUUAAUUGUGAUACUUACAAUGAUUCCACAGCUGGUCCUCUAUUUGGCCACACUGCAGCCAAAGCAACUUCGGAUUCAGUUGAAAAGGGAAUGGCUAAAUCUGCUUGACUGGAUAACGGAAAGACGCAAAUGGCUGCAAAUUCUUGGACGUGACAUGCUCAGCAUGCUGUCUAGGUCAAGUACGAGCGUCCCGCUCGGAGACCGUGGACUUGAGUUAUUGGAUGACGACUUGCUAGAAGACGAUUACUACAAAAUUAUUCGAGCAGAUGUGGCUGCCUCGGAGCGCGAGAUCUAUGGUAAACGAAAGGGCAGAUCUAAAGACCGAAAACGGAAACGAGACAAAACGGAGUUCCUGAAAUACAGCAAUGUCAAACCAUCCAGUCACUUGGAGAGUAGGCAAAGUCAGAACACAUCCAGAAGCUCGUAUCGACGAUAGACGGAUUUAUCAUUUUCGAGCAUGCACCCAAUGCACUCUUUGUCUGGAAUUUAGAACCAGUGAUGUGUCUGAACGCUUUGGUUUUCUUACGGUCGGAAGCAAUCGACGGUGUGCAAUUCUCUAACGUGUGUGAUUUUAUUCACUGUAUGAAGUGAAAUUGGUGCGGC